AUGACUGAUGAUACACCACUUAAAGCUGCAUGCGAGAGUGGACAUCUGAAUGUUGUAAAGGAGCUGAUAGAGGCAGGGGCUGAUGUUAAUUCACACGAAGAAUAUGGAACGCCAUUGACUCUUGCAUGUAAGUAUGGAUAUAUGACGAUCGUAAAGGAGCUGCUAAGGGCAGGUGCUAAUAUUAAUCCACUAACUGAGUUUGAUACACCACUUACAUGUGCAUGUAAAAAUGGACAUGUGGAUUUAGUGAAUGAUCUGUUGGGGGCAGGUGCUAAUGUCAAUUACCAAGGUAAACGUAAAACACCACUGAUAGCGGCGUGUAGGGGUGGACAUCUGAAUGUAGUAAAGGAGCUGCUAAGGACAGGAGCCGAAGUUAAUCUAAACGGUGAGUUUGCUACACCACUGACAACGGCAUGUAAAUGUGGACAUAUAAAUUUAGUGAGGGAGCUGCUAGGGAAAGGGGCUGAUGUAAAUCCAGAAGGUGUAUUUGAUUCACCGCUGAUAGAAGCAUGUAGGGGUGGAUAUUUUGUUGAACUUUUUGGUAUAGAUGCAUCUAAGGGCGAAUAUUUUUGUUUAGUGAAGGAGUUACUUUGGGCAGGUCCUGAUGUAAAUCGACAAGAUGAAUUUGAUACACCAUUAACAGCAGCAUGUGGGGGUGGACAUAUGAGUAUAGUGAAGGAGCUGCUCGGUGCCGGAGCUGAUGUUAAUCUACAAGGUAAAGAUGAUACUCCGUUGACAGCAGCAUGUAAUUUUGGAGAUGAGAGUAUAGUGAAGGAAUUAAUCGGGGCUGGAGCUGAUGUGAAUUUAAAAGGUGAUAAUGAUACGCCGUUGACAGCAGCAUGUACGGGUGGACAUGAGAGUAUUGUGAAUGAGCUGCUAAUGGCAGGGGCUCAUGUUAAUUCACACAGUGAACUUACUACACCGCUUACAGCAGCAAUUAAUGGUGGAUAUGUGAAUUUAGUUGAGGAACUGAUAAAGAUAGGGGCCGAUGUUAAUCUACACAAUAAUAUUGAUAUACCUCUGAUAGCAGCAAUUAAUGGUGGAUAUAUAAGUAUAAUGACGGACCUGAUAAAAGCAGGGGCUAAUGUUAACGUUGAGGGUGGGUUUAAGAAACCGCUGACUGAAGCAUGUAAAGGUGGACAUUUGAGCGCAGUAAAGCAGCUGCUAGAGGCAGGAGCUGAUGUUAAUCUGAAAAGUGAGCUUCAUACACCACUUAUAUCAGCAUGUCGUGGUGGAUAUUUGAGUAUAGUAAAUGAAUUGCUAAAGGCAGGAGCAGCUGUCAAUCUACAAGGAGAUGAUGAUUCACCACUGACAGCAGCAUCUGAAAAAGGACAUAUAGAUAUAGUGAAAGAGCUGCUUAAGGCAAGAGCUGACAUCAAUUCAAAAGGCCAAUUUUAUAAACUACCGAUAAGAGUAAAUGAAGACAUUUAUAUGAGUUUAAGAAAGAAGUGUCUUGAGGCAGGAUCGGAUUUCAUUCUGAAAUAUGCAUAUUAUAAACCAUUGAUUGCAGCAUGUGACGUUGGAAAGCUAUUAAAGGCAGGAGCUGAUGUUAAUCCACAAGGUCGACGUGAUACACCACUGAAAGCAGCAUGUCGUGGUGGACAUCUGAAUGUAGUUAAAGAGCUGCUAAAAACAGGGGCUGAUGUCAAUCAGCAUGUUUUUGAUGAUACAGCACUGACAGACGUAUGUGAAGGUGGACAUCUGAAUGUAGUAAAGGAGUUGCUAAGGACAGGAGCCGAUGUUAAUCAACAAUGUAAAAGUGCCACACCAUUAUCAGCAGCGUGUGGUAGUGGACAUAUCAGUGUUGUAAGCGAGUUGUUAGAGGCAGGGGCUGAUGUCAAUCUACCAGAUAGGUGUGAUACACCACUGAUUGCAGCGUGUGGUCGUGGACAUGUGAGUGUAGUAAAUGAGUUACUACAGAAAGGGGCUGAUGUCAAUUUAAAAGGUGAAUAUGAUACACCACUGACAGCAGCAUAUAUAAGACACAGUGACGUCAUGACUGAUAGUAAGGAUGACGUAGUGGUGACACGGAGAAGAGUGUGGCGUAUGGAGACACUGGGAGAAUUACAUAUUGCAGUCCUAGAAAGUGAGUGUAAGGUUCUAAAACAUCUUUUAGAUAUGGGUCUUGAUGUCAAUCAGGUGAUACAGUCCUAUGAUGAGUUUGAAGUGAGACCCCUGUUGAAAGCAGUGAUUGAUAUGUCUUUCAAACAUCGUUUGAAUAGGGUGAGGUUCCUCCUGGAGUCGGGGGCGGAUGUCAAUUUCAGAGUGAGGUACGAAGAUUAUGAUUCUGUGGUAGACAAAGAGGGUGUGUCUGUUCUAGAGUGGAUACGACGAAGAAUGAUUGAGUACAGUAAGAAUUAG
Saccostrea cuccullata (small rock oyster) is the source of this 2361-nucleotide messenger RNA. RefSeq names its product ankyrin repeat domain-containing protein 17-like. The record is from RefSeq and is a predicted model, not a curated record. The coding region runs from base 1 to 2361 and encodes 786 amino acids. The transcript has 2 exons. Gene Ontology annotation, molecular function: protein binding. Lineage: Eukaryota; Metazoa; Mollusca; Bivalvia; Ostreida; Ostreidae.